AACAACACCAAUAACAUCUUAAAACACACCUUAUAACGGUUGAAAUCUUUGCCUCCUCAAGAUUUUGUCCACUCUACAAGUGCGUAGUCUCAACCAAUUCUUAAUAGCAAAAUUCCAAUAUCAUCGUUUGAUCAUUUAAUUAUAUAUAAUUCUUUUGAAUGUUAUCAUCUCCAAGUGCUUCAUCUUCACCUAAGGGACUUGAAGUUUAUAAUUUCAAUUCACUGUUGGAAUCUUCAACACUCUCUCCCAGAGGAAGUUGUGUUAGUUCGGAUGCAGAGUUUGUUCAUCACUUGAUUCAACAACAUUUGGAUAUUAGUUCUCCCUCCACACCAUCAAGUCACCAUCAACAGCAAGCAACAACGAGACAGAGAGCUUCCUCUCUUCAGCCACUCCCUCAGAAACCUUCCUAUAUUCCACUCUCUCCAUCUCAUCAGCAUUUUCAUCUGCUGAUGAGUGGUAGACAACAACAGCCCAAUACUCUGCCACCUAUUGAGGUAAACUCUCCAACCUCUAAACAAUCCUCUUGCUUUGAUAAUGGAGGGUUAUUCCAGAAGAAACCUCUUCAAAUGCACUCUGCUAAUCCUCAAACAAUGAUUAAGGAAAAACUCAAAUUUCAAUUGCUAGAUGUUCAAAAGGCAAAUUGCAACACAACCACAAUGAGACAAUCACUUUCUGCAGACAAUUUCAACGCCAAACAGACAAUGCCACUCACUGCAAGAAAUAAGAAGGCUGAUAAGGAGUGGGAUAAUCAAAAACUUGUUUGUUCACCUCCAACUGUUACUAGUAGUUGGGUAGCUCCAUUAAAAGAUAAACACUCGCCUGAUGGAUCACCAACUACUAAUCAAACCAAUACAUUUCACAGAUGGAAUCAACGUAUGGAUAAAAAGUUGAGAGAUUUAGAGUUUCACUAUUCUGGUGGUCCUACCAGAGUUUGUCAUAUGAAAUAUCUCAAUGAUCCCAAUACAGAAGUGAGACUUCCAUUCAAGAUUGACACGGAAAUGCCUUCUGAGAUUGUGGCUGAAGUGAAACAACCACAAAAGAAAAAGAAGAAAGAUAAGGCUAGGUUGAUUGAAAAGAAAUUAGAAAAAUCCAAAAUGGAAACUCAAAAAGCAUUGGAAGAGAUGGAGAGAAAACGAGAGCAAUUGGAAUUUUUACAUCUUUUAGCCACUAGGUCUGUAGACUAAAGUUGAAAUUUGCCAGUAUUGAACUGGCUUUGAGAAACUCAAAGAUACGGUCGGUAAUUUGUUCUAAGAGAAUAUUCAUCACUCAAAGAACCAUGCACAAAAUGCUUGCUCAUAGUUCGAGCAAAAUUAAUUUGUACAAAUUUGAAAGAAAAUUGUCUAAGUCGUAAAAAAAGUCAAUUUACUCGCAACAAAAUCGAUUCAAAGUUCACUGGUCACGACAAUCAACCCACAAUCGAUUCAAAGUCGAUCCAAUUCUUGUUUUAAUUGCUUGCACAGUGUGGAACUAUUAUCAAAUAGAUUUCUAAAGAACUUGGAGAGAAAUAAAGGGGUACACAUUAAAAAA
Molecule: messenger RNA, 1527 nt
Organism: Naegleria gruberi
Lineage: Eukaryota; Heterolobosea; Eutetramitea; Acrasida; Naegleriidae
Exons: 2
Coding region: 159-1184 (341 amino acids)
Source: RefSeq, a predicted model, not a curated record